AAUCAUCCAACCUCCACUCUUUCCCAUCGUCAGUUGUCAGUUUACAAAAUUUGGUGGAAAGUGAAGAUUGGAUAAUAUAGCACAGAGGAAGUUUGCAAUUACGUACAAUAAUUAAGAGUCUAUAAUUACACUGGUGGGACGUUAAAUUAUUUAACGUCACCAUCAUGAGUUUAGGAGUGUGGAAGUCGUCCAAAAAGACGAUCAAGUUUGUUGUUGAUCUCCACCUCGAAGAAUUGUCUUCCGUUCCAUUCCUCGCUGGUGUUAUCUUCGCCAAAUUGAGGCUCUUAUCGGGUGGAAAUUUCCGUAGAAUUUCAGACAGGGAAGAAAUUGUGGAUCAUCGAGUAUGUUGGAAUAGUCAUUUCGAAUUUGAAUGCAAGCUGACGGCGACCUUGUCGACGGGGACGUUAGAUGCUUGUACCUGUCGCGUUUCUGUUCGAAGGGAAUCCCAGGGAGGAAAGAGCUAUCAGAAGCUUGGGUUUGCUGAUAUCAACCUCGCAGAAUUUGCAGGGGGCACUCCACAAUCCCGGUCUUUCUUGUUAGAAGAGUAUAAUUCCUCGACAAGGGCGAAUAAUGCUUUGCUCAGAGUAACACUGUGCAUGCGAGUUAAGGAAGGAGACUUUUGCUUUAAAGUCCCUCAACCAUCUGCACCAUCCUCUUCUUUCUUUUCUGAAACAUUAACGUUUCCAGAAAAACCGGAACACCCUGAGCAGCCUCAAAUUGAGAAGGAGGCAACUCAAGGGGAGCACAGUCGUCAAAGUUCUUCCUCUGAUUCCGGAGUUGUGAGUCGAGAAAUCGCGUCCGAGUUUGGAAGCUUGGAACGAAAUUCUGGAAGAAACUCAGCCCUGUCAUCCGGCCCAAUGUUGGACAGAGAAAAAGUGGGGUCGUCAAGAGUAGAUUCAACUCGAGUAGACCCUGAAUAUUUGAUAGACGAGCUCUUACGAGAGUCUAAUUUAGAGUCUAGCCCUAAUGAAGGGGGUGGUCUCACUCUUUUUAUCGGGAAAGACGGUUCAGCCGCCGUUGUUGGGGACUGACUAACUUAAAAACUGACUAAUAUUGGCUUCUUCAAAACUCAAGUAAGAGGACCAACCUGUGAUUCAUACCUCUAGUGAACACAACGCACCAUACGCAACAUUUGGAAUGCAAAAUUGAACCACAUUUAUUCAAUGUAAGAGUACAACAAUGAUGAGAUGAAAAUAAUAGUAGAGUAUUAUUGUGCUGCCCAAUUUGUGCAUAAUCUAUAUUUAUAAUAUUAUAUAUAUUGAUACUGCUACGUUUUAUUAUGAACAAAGCCAAACGCAAAACCCGAUGUAAUCCAGUGAACACGACGCAAUGUUUAAAAAAUGCAAAUGAAUGAAACAACAAACGCAAAAUAUUAUUACGUAAUAAACUGCUGGCUUUUAUGCCUCUAUUAUUUUAAUCUA
This is a messenger RNA of Folsomia candida, 1421 nucleotides long. RefSeq names its product protein FAM102A. The transcript has 6 exons. NCBI's taxonomy places the organism in Eukaryota, Metazoa, Arthropoda, Collembola, Entomobryomorpha, Isotomidae. The coding region runs from base 165 to 1031 and encodes 288 amino acids. The record is from RefSeq and is a predicted model, not a curated record.